AUGAGUAGACCUGGAGCAUCUACUGCUUCAAAAGAUGAAAUUAAACCAGCUCAAGUCUACGAGCUCAAGCUAAAGACUCAGCAGAUUCAACAGCAAACAAGACAAAUGCGUACUCAAUUAUCCCGCGCUCAAGAUAAAAUCGUUGCACAGACAAAUGCAAUCAAUAAAACGUUCGAACAGAAUUCAGACUCAUCUAAUGUCGUAUCGAAUCAUGCAAACACAGUUCCGCAGCUUCAACGUUCUGUAGAGAGUGCGCAAAAUACACUUGACGAGCUCAAAAAGGAAAUUGAGCAAGCAAAGAAGGAUGAUAAGACUUUUGUUGUUCGUGAACUCCAGGAAGAAGACAAAAUUAUUUACUGCGAAUAUACAAGAUUGAAUCAAUUAAUCGAAGAAGGCAACAGUCAAGCACAAAUGCUUAGCAACGCAAGAGAAAAUGCAGAAUACAGAUGCUCACAGAAGAAUUUCCAGAACUUACGCGCUCAAAUCGGAGAACUUCAAGAUUCAAUUAAUUCACUUCGUGAUAAAACAAACGCAUACAAAUCUAAAACAGCUAAAAUCGAAGCUGGUAUUCGUUUCAAUGAUGAAACUGCACAGAAGAAGUCUGUUAAUCAAAUUAAGAAAGAAUACAACGAAAAGAUGCAAAAGAUUAAUGAGGAUAUUGAGAAUUUAGAUAAGCAACUUGGUACAGAAAAGGAGGAUCACAGUAAGCAAGUUGCUGAACUUCAAGAAAUUAUUGAUCAAAUGCGUCAAAAAAUUGUUAAUAAAUUACAAAAUCCUGAUAAUGGCGAAGAAGAGGAGAAAGGAGAAAAGCAAAAUCAGGAGGAAGAAGAAAAGAAGGAACAGUAA
This is a messenger RNA of Trichomonas vaginalis G3, 846 nucleotides long. RefSeq lists its product as uncharacterized. Lineage: Eukaryota; Parabasalia; Trichomonadida; Trichomonadidae. The transcript has a single exon. The record is from RefSeq and is a predicted model, not a curated record. The coding region runs from base 1 to 846 and encodes 281 amino acids.